AGCCAGUCCAGCAGGAUGAUCCUCACUCUCUCCCUGGGCCUCUUGGUCCUGGUGCACUGUAGCUGGAGUGCAUCUCUCCCAGCUCAGGUCCGCCAGACUCGUCCUCUCCUCUUGGAGCCCAGCUGCAGUGACUCUCAAGUGUUGUCUGUGGCGGGCCUUGCUUUGGAAAAGAUCAAUGAGGACCGGAAGGAAGGCUAUGUCUUCAGCCUUAAUCGAGUGGUUGAUGUCCGAGAACAUCGUCAGGCAGGUUCAGGCUCCGUGUACUACCUCACCCUUGAUGUGUUAGAAACGAAUUGUCACGUGCUCAGCAAGAAACACUGGAAGGAUUGUAAGAGGCUGCCACAGUAUUCAAUUUAUGGCCGGUGCAAAGCCAUAUUUUAUGUUAACUUGCCAAGAAGAAUUCUCUACUUACCUGCCUAUAAUUGCACCAUUCGUCCAGUUUCUACAGAAGACAUGUCCAGACUGUGCCCCAUUUGCCCUGUGCUCAUUCCCAAGAACAUGUCAGAUCCAGCGAUUUUACAAACUGUUAGUGGAUCUCUGGAAAAAAUCAAUGAGAACAUUGCAGUGGGGAAGAAAUUUCAUCUCUUACAAGUCAUCAGAGUUUUUACCAAGUGGACAAUGGACUCUCUCCUCCUCGUGGAAUUCUCAGUCACCGAGUCGCCCUGCAACGAGUCACUGCCUGACCAAUGUCUUCAGCCACCUGCUGAUGCCCAGCCCGUAGGGAUUUGCCUAGGUUCUGUAGAUCGCAAGACCUUCCUAAAAUACGUCUUUAGUUCGUGUGAAUUCUUCCAAAGCCAGCCAACUUCAGCCCCUGAGAGCCAUUCUCCAGAGCACCAGGUUCCCCAGAAAAUGGCCUCCUCCACGGAUGCACCCCCACUGGAGGGGCCGAAGGGAUCUGUCCAGUUUUUGUUUGACCCGUCUGUAGGGAAGAUUGAAGACAACCAGGAAAAGAAACCCCUCCUGACUUUCCCUGAACGUGUCAGCUUGACUACAGAGCCCCUGGGAGAGGUCCUACACAUACCAUCCCAUUUCCUGCUGGAAAAAGAGGAGCUGCCCAUUGUGCUUCCUUUCCCAGAAGGAUCAAGAUCAAAUGAGUGUCCAGGACCUGCUGAGUAUGCUAAUUUUCUGAUUCUUCCACCAUGAAUGUCAAUUUCCCUCUCUCUCUCUUUCUUUCUCUCUCUCUCU
Molecule: messenger RNA, 1185 nt
Organism: Antechinus flavipes (yellow-footed antechinus)
Lineage: Eukaryota; Metazoa; Chordata; Mammalia; Dasyuromorphia; Dasyuridae
Product: fetuin-B-like
Exons: 7
Coding region: 16-1143 (375 amino acids)
Biological process (GO): binding of sperm to zona pellucida; negative regulation of endopeptidase activity
Cellular component (GO): extracellular region
Molecular function (GO): metalloendopeptidase inhibitor activity; cysteine-type endopeptidase inhibitor activity
Source: RefSeq, a predicted model, not a curated record